CUACUGCCCAGAAACCUUCAUCACCUGAAAAAAAAAAGAGAGGAGAAACGUGGGCAGAACUUCUGUGGAAUGAGUGAAAGUAAGAUGAGGGGAAAGGCAAGGGGAGGAGGGAUGGGGAGAGGUCCUCCACCCUGAAGGUUGGAGAGGGUCAGCACGGUGAGUGGUGCACACCAGGAGAGAGGGGGAGGACCCACAUGCACACAAAAUAUAUUUAAGAUGUUCAGGCAGAGGAGGGCUACACACAGGACAUCAGACAGAGCCUGGGUGAGCCUUUGGUCAAAGAGGAGCUCCAACUCAACUGGUCCGCUUGAAAUUUACAGCAAAGACCUUCGACGGGGACUCGCUGCUUUUGAACACCGAAAGCGAUCAAAAACUCUUAGUGAAACUUAGAUCUUUUGAAAAUCAAGAACCUUGACAUAGAAAAUGGCAAAGGUAAAUUUGAGCAUAGCGGCUUUGGUGGUCACAGUGCUGCUUUUGGCAGAGACAUGGGCCCAGAAUCCCAGAAAGAGAAUGGCCCCUCCAAAGCCUCCCAAGGCUCAGUGUUGCGAUGAGGUGCGCUCACUCAAGGUCCAGGUGGCAAAUCUGACCAGCAUCCUCGAGGAGCUGAGCCGCAAGCAGGAGACAGACUUGAUGAGCAUCGUGAGGCAAAUAAUGGAGCUGGACAAGCAGAACCGGCAGCAAGAAGCCCGGGUGACGGAGGCAGAGAGCAAGUACUCAGAGAUCAACAACCGUGUGGAGAUCAUGCAGCUACAAACUCUACAGUCUCCUGCUACUCAGACUUCAACAGAUGCCAUAUACGACUGUUCAUCCCUCUACAGCAAGAACUACAGGAUCUCUGGCGAGUACAAACUGCCCAAAGAUGACUUUCUGGGUACCCCUGAGCUGAAUGUUUUCUGCGAUAUGGACACAAAUGGAGGUGGUUGGACUCUGAUCCAGAGGCGCAAGAUCGGCCUGACUUCAUUCAAUCGUGACUGGAAGCAGUACAAGAAUGGAUUCGGAUCCAUCCGCGGAGACUUCUGGCUGGGCAAUGAGCACAUCUUCCGUUUAACAAGGCAGCCCAGUAUGCUCAGGAUCGAGAUGGAGGACUGGGAAGGACAGACACGCUAUGCUGAGUAUGGCUUUUUCACUGUGGGUAAUGAGCUCAACAGCUACAAGCUCUUCCUCGCCAACUACAGUGGGAACGCUGGAGACUCCCUGCGCUACCACAACAACACCAACUUCAGCACCAUCGACAAGGACAAUGACAAAUGUGUGGAUGACUGUGCUGCGCGUCGCAGAGGUGGUUACUGGUACAACUGCUGCACUGACUCAAACUUGAAUGGUGUUUUCUACCGCUAUGGUGAGCACACGAAGAGCUCAGAUGGGAUCACUUGGUAUGGCUGGCACGGAUCCAACUACUCUCUCAAGAAAGUUGAAAUGAAGGUCCGGCCAGUGGGUUUUCAACCAUGAGUGCUUAGGCUGCCUGUCCUGGAUCAAGAUCAUACGCAUGAAUGCUGAGAGAUCUCACUAAUACCUGUUCAACUGAAUUGUGGCUUUUCCUGGACUGCAAAAGGAAUGAAAAUGUUGUUUGUGAUGGUCUGGUUGAUUUUAAGUCAGAUGAAUGUGUAAUGUUUUGCCGUGUUUGAUUGUAAAUUGUAGUAUUUUGUGUAUUUAUCAGUAAGAUAUUUUUUUAAAAGCUUCGAUAGAUGCUCUUUUACCACUGUACCGUAUGGGUUACUGCAUUUUGACUCAUUCUCUCAUUUGUUUUGGGCGCACUAGGAUGUAUUUUUUUUAGUUAACACAAGCAAUUUCUGGUCAGUAGCAAGAAUCAGUCCAGACUGGUCUGGUUCAUGUAGACAGAAGCAAGGACUGGUAGGAACUAAUUAAAAAGGAUCAGUGAAAUUUGCUGGAAUGGGACCAACCACCAAAGGUAUCUCCUAUGAAUUAAGCUGCAUUUUAUUGUAAAACCCCAAGAAUUGAUUAUGGAAAUGUUUGAUUUGUAAUAUGUGUACAGCUAUGUAAUUAAGUUGUUUUAUGUGAUAGAAAUAAACAUUAUUUUUUAA
Acanthopagrus latus (yellowfin seabream) is the source of this 2042-nucleotide messenger RNA. It is a transcript of the gene angptl7, whose product is annotated as angiopoietin-like 7. The transcript has 5 exons. The record is from RefSeq and is a predicted model, not a curated record. NCBI's taxonomy places the organism in Eukaryota, Metazoa, Chordata, Actinopteri, Spariformes, Sparidae. The coding region runs from base 424 to 1449 and encodes 341 amino acids.